AUGGCGCAAAAGUUUUUUGAACCGUUAAAAAAGCUUCCUCAGAAAAUCCAAAAUCUUCCAUGGGUUCAAAAAUUGCAAGACCUUACCACUGGCAAGCACACGGAGCAGCCUCAUUGCUACAACGCGUCGACUUAUGGAAUCAUUGACGAUCCUGUGUGCUUGGCAUAUGAUCAGGACCUUUGUCUUUUGGCAGUGGCCUACGCGCAUGGACGUGUAGCCGUAUACGGAGCCCCUGGUUUAUCUUUUCCUGUCGACUUUGCGGCCUCUGAAAUCGGAUUUAUCCAGUUCUUGCGGAAUGAGGGACGACUUGUUGUGUCUACCGGAUCGAAACUUGUUGUUCUAGAGUUGGAGGCAGAGACUGGACAUUGGAAACAAAAAUGCUCUGUUGAGCUUCCUUUCUCCAAGGAAGAGGUCCUCACUGCGCUGGCUGUGGGAAAAGGAGCAGUAUAUGUAGGGUCUACUUCUGGCACCCUGCGUCAAGUUGCAGUCCGCAACGGAUUCAUGACAGUCGGAGAAGAUGAACUAACCUCACUUUCUACUAACGUCAUCCUAAACAAAAUACCCGAUGCACAACGCCAGCAAUUAAACUUGCCGUCGACGAUCGUCUCGAUCGAAGUAGAUUCUGCCGGAGAUCACCUAGUUAUUGGUUAUGCUGGAGGCACAGCCGUUAUUGCUGAACCUCAACCAAUUCCCGUUUCUGUUGAGACACCUGCCCCAACAGAGGAAGCGGAAGCCGUUCUUCCUGCCGACACCACAAAGGCUGAACCUGCUCCCGAGGCAGUUUCUUCUGAGCCACCAGCGGUUGCUCCAACCGAAGCCCAGCCAGAACAUCCUACAGAGACUGAGCAACCUUCUGAGAAGUCGAAAGAAGAGCCUUCAGCAUCAAAAGAACCCGAACCGGCAGCGGAAAAAACCGCGAGUGAGAAGGAGAGAGAAGAAAAAACUGGAACCGCGGAGAAGCGCAAAGACCAUCUACAAGCCAUGCGGGCAGAGGCCUCAAAAAAGUUCCGCACCCUAUCAAAGACCCUAAGGAAUACUUUGAUGGAGAGGUCCGAAGAACAAAAGCAACCCACCGAGUCACCGGUCCCAGUGCCUCCGUCCCCACGUGUCACACACGUUUUACCCUACACCCAGGCUCUGUGUUGCGCUUCUUGGCACGUUACUUCCCUGGAGCCUAGCCAGUUACUGCAGGUUAUUGUUGCUUAUGACGAUGGUGCCCAUUUGGCCUGGAACAUUCCAGUACCAGAAGGGACGCAAGAAGAUCCCAUAAUAUGUACCAAUCAAGAAAAUGCUACUAUACCAUACGGCCCUCUCCCCUGCGCUCCCAUCCGGAAGAUAAUGACUCGAUCUUCUGUCAAUGGUGGCGUCAUCACCGUUAUUGUCGGAGGCCUUCCAAGGGCUGAACAUUCCGAUAAACACACAGUCAGUGUAAUUGGGGGUGUGGACGAGCACGUGUGUUUCCAAUUCAGCUCCCCGGUUCGUGACUUCGUCAUCCUUCCUCCAAACAGUGGAAAAUCAGUCAGCCCCGCAGCAGCCGCCACUACGGAGACCGAAUCAGCUGAACGUCAACAGUCCUCUGCUGAGGAAGGGACUGCCACGGAAGAGGCAGCUGCAGAAACUACGGAACCUCAUGUCACCCAGCCGGCUACUCCCACGGAAUCCGGCUACCUUUUGGUGCUCACCGAACGUGAAUUGGUCGCCAUAGAUCUGACCCAGCCUUCCUGGCCGGUCAUCCCCUCGCCGUAUCUUGGAUGCGUGAGCUGCUCACCUGUGACAGCCUCGGCCCACAUUGCGUUGCCAGAGGGUCUUAAAAAGCGUCUGGAAUCCUGCGGAGGGGCCUCCGCCGAAGACUGCCCAUUCAAGAACUGGCCUAUUCGCGGUGGAGCCCUUGAGUGUACCGCAGAAGCAGCCAAUGAGGAGGAUGGAGAAACCGCUGUACCUGCUCACUGCUCCGCCAGUCUGGCUCAUAACGCUUCCAACGACAUGCUUGCCCUCGGCCACGCCAAUGGUGAUGUGAGCCUGUGGGCUUUGGGCCGUGGUGACUUUCUGCGUUGCCUCUGUCAUGUGCACGUUUUCUCCGUACUGGAGGCUGGCGACGCCUGCCACACAGAACACAAGGCUCUUCGUGACCUAUGA
Dibothriocephalus latus is the source of this 2136-nucleotide messenger RNA. Lineage: Eukaryota; Metazoa; Platyhelminthes; Cestoda; Diphyllobothriidea; Diphyllobothriidae. The record is from the annotation of a GenBank genome assembly.